Tetrapisispora phaffii CBS 4417 is the source of this 678-nucleotide messenger RNA. It is a transcript of the gene ATG12, whose product is annotated as Atg12p. The record is from RefSeq and is a predicted model, not a curated record. The transcript has a single exon. NCBI's taxonomy places the organism in Eukaryota, Fungi, Ascomycota, Saccharomycetes, Saccharomycetales, Saccharomycetaceae. Bases 1 to 678 code for a protein of 225 amino acids. Gene Ontology annotation, biological process: autophagosome assembly; autophagy of mitochondrion; nucleophagy. Gene Ontology annotation, cellular component: Atg12-Atg5-Atg16 complex; cytoplasm; phagophore assembly site membrane.
AUGAGUGGACUAUUGGAAAGUGAAAGUGAAAGUGAGAGUGGUACAGAAGAUGAUUUGUUUGCAGAUAGUAUAGUAUCCACUAAUUUAGACGCUCAAGUCGAUGGCUCACGAUUAAAUAAUGUUUCGAAUGUAAACUCGAUUGAAAAUAGAUUAGAACAGUAUAGUAGAAGGUUGUCACUGUUAGGAUUGGAAGUUGAGCACCCUAAGGAGGGUGAUGUUACGCCAGACUAUAGGAUUGAUAUAACGAUUGAAGAUCGAAAUGAAAAUUCAGUGCUAGUUGAAGGACAAAAUAUGCCUGCAACAACGUCUUUGAUAUUAGAAAAUAUUAAACGAAAUAUUGAUGACAAAAUUGUUAAUCUGGAUGAUCUGGAGGAUAACAAACUUAAAGCCUUAAGAUCUAAUGAAUCUCAAAUUGAUAAGAAAAAAAUUCAAAUAAGAUUUCAAGCCAUCGGAAAUGUCCUCCCAAUCAACCCAAAUACAUGUACCAUUUCUACCGAACAACCUUUUGCAACAGUAAUACUUUUUGUUAAAAGAAAACUAAAAAUGAAAGAUGUUUAUUGUUAUGUAAAUAAUUCCUUUGCACCAAACCCACAGCAAAAUAUUGGCGAUCUUUGGGAUCAGUUUAAAAUCGGCAAUGCCUUAAUUGUGAGUUAUUGCGCCACGGUAGCAUUUGGUUGA